AUGGCGUCCUUUAAUCAAACAAAUUUCACACACUCGUCAAUAUCAUUAACAACAACAACGCAAUAUAAUUUUAAUGAAACAACAAUUGGAAUAAAUCAAGAAGAUUUUAUUUAUGAUAGUUUUCCAAUAAUUACAUUUCCAUCAGUGAUUGUUGCACUAGUUUUAACAAUUGUGAUAUUUGGUACAGUUGUUGGUAACAUAUUAGUAUGCAUUGCUGUGUGUUUAGUACGAAAAUUACGUCGACCAUGUAAUUAUUUAUUGGUGAGUUUAGCAGUGAGUGAUUUAUGUGUGGCAAUAUUAGUAAUGCCAAUUGCAUUAUUAUAUGAGAUAUUAGGUAAUUGGCCGUUUGGACCGUUAGUAUGUAAUUUAUGGGUAAGUUUUGAUGUGUUAAGUUGUGCGGCAUCCAUAUUAAACUUAUGUAUGAUAAGUGUUGAUCGUUAUUAUGCAAUUACAAAACCAUUAGAGUAUGGUGUGAAACGAACACCAAAACGGAUGAUUUUUUGUGUAUUUUUAGUAUGGUUAGGUGCAGCGUGUAUUAGUUUACCACCAUUACUUAUCUUAGGUAAUGAACAUGAACAAAUCAAUAAAGAUGGUACCAUUGUACCAUCAUGUACAGUAUGUCAAAAUUUUGGUUAUCAAAUUUACGCAACAUUAGGUAGUUUUUAUAUACCAUUAACUGUUAUGAUGAUUGUUUAUUAUAAAAUUUUUCGUGCUGCACGACGAAUUGUGUUAGAUGAAAAAAAAGCACAAAGCCAUUUGGAAGCUCAUUGUUAUCUGGAGAUUAGUGUGAAAAACGGUGGUGGACCACCAGAGAAUAAAAUUGCAACUAGUCAAGGUUCAUCACCAGCGAAUACAAUGACAAGUGCUAUUGGCAGUCGUAGCAACAUGAUUGGAAGUGGUGUUGUCAACACUGGUAAUCAACAACACCGGUCGAGUUCAGCUAGUACAAAUACAACUUGUAGUAUGGAUAAAUCAACAACAAUUGGCCGUUGUUUUACAUCGCGUCGUAGUAAUGAAUCACAAUGUCCAAUGUUGUCAAAAAUUUCCACUACAUCGUCAGCUGGUGGAUCACCACAUCAACUAUUACAUCCAGAUCAACAACGAAGUAAUAAACAAACACAUAACAAGUCUGCAACAUCAACGGCAGCUAAUUUAUUAGCAUCAUUUAAACAUACAUCAUCAUCCAGUCAUAAUAAUAGUCCACAACAAACAAUAAAUGUUACAUCUAGCACUAAUCCUAGUCAAGUAAAUACAACACAAAAAAAAUUACGUUUUCAAUUAGCUAAAGAACGGAAGGCAAGUACAACACUUGGUAUUAUAAUGUCAGCAUUCACAUUCUGUUGGUUGCCAUUCUUUGUGUUAGCACUAGUACGACCAUUUUUAAGUAAUGAAAAUGCAAUACCACAUACGUUAAGUAGUCUAUUUUUAUGGUUAGGUUAUGCAAAUAGUUUAUUAAAUCCAAUUAUAUACGCAACGUUAAAUCGUGAUUUUCGUAAACCAUUUCAAGAGAUAUUAUAUUUCCGUUGUGGUUCUUUGAAUCAUAUGAUGCGUGAAGAAUUCUAUCAUUCACAGUAUGGUGAUCCUGAACAACAAACAUAUUGUGGUAAUGUUACACAGAUGUCAACACAUCGGUAUGGGGUGGGAGGUGGUGUUAAUAAUGAUAAUAAUCAUCAUCAUAGCGGUGAUUAUGAUGAAGGUGUUGAAUAUAUUGAAGCGGAUGCUGAAAGUCAUAUUAAAACAUUAGAUGAAAUUGCUAAUGAACAAUCUGCUGCACGUGAAUCAUUUCUAUGA
Molecule: messenger RNA, 1791 nt
Organism: Chrysoperla carnea
Lineage: Eukaryota; Metazoa; Arthropoda; Insecta; Neuroptera; Chrysopidae
Product: 5-hydroxytryptamine receptor 1-like
Exons: 2
Coding region: 1-1791 (596 amino acids)
Biological process (GO): adenylate cyclase-activating adrenergic receptor signaling pathway
Cellular component (GO): plasma membrane
Molecular function (GO): G protein-coupled acetylcholine receptor activity
Source: RefSeq, a predicted model, not a curated record